Fraxinus pennsylvanica is the source of this 1359-nucleotide messenger RNA. The record is from the annotation of a GenBank genome assembly. Lineage: Eukaryota; Viridiplantae; Streptophyta; Magnoliopsida; Lamiales; Oleaceae.
AUGGACUUAGGUUCAUUCAAUGAGCUAGGUCAAUCAGCUUGGACUGAUUGUUUAGAACUUUAUGAAGACACCAUUUAUCAACUUAAUCGCUCAAUCACCUCGAGAAAUCCACAUAGCAUGCUUGAUGCUCAAACCUGGUUGAGUGCAACCAUUGCCAAUGAAGAAGCAUGCCAAAAUGGGUUUAUGGAUUUUAACUUGUCUUCCCAGUUGCAGACUUCCCCAUUUAUGCUCAGUAACAUUUCAAAAUUCUUGAGCAAUUCACUAGCCAUCAAUAAGGCCGUGACUUCUUCCUCAUCUGUAAUUGAUAGUACUAAUAUUCAUCACAAUCGUCGAUUGUUAUCCGAUGGUUUCCCGGAAUGGCUUUCGGCCAGUGAUAGAAAAUUGCUGCAAUCCUCUUCUAUUGCCACUGUUAAAGCUCAUAUUGUUGUGGCUCAAGAUGGCUCUGGUAAUUAUAAGACUAUUUCUGAAGCUUUGGCUGCAGUUUCCAAAAGGAGAGGUGCCAAGAGGUUUAUUAUAUAUGUUAAGAAGGGAGUCUACAAAGAAAAUGUUGAGAUAAAGAAGUCUAUGAAGAACUUGAUGUUCAUUGGAGAUGGAAUUGAUGCCACCAUUAUUACUGGCAACAAGAAUGUCCAAGAUGGCUCCACAACUUUUCGUUCAGCAACUUUUGCUGUUUCUGGUGAGGGCUUCAUUGCUCGGGGUAUAACAUUCGAAAACACGGCAGGGCCUCAAAAACACCAAGCAGUGGCGCUCCGUUCUGGCUCAGAUUUCUCAGUUUUCUACGGCUGCAGCUUCAAGGGCUACCAGGACACCCUAUACGUUUAUUCUCAACGUCAAUUUUAUCGAGAUUGUGACAUAUAUGGAACGGUGGAUUUCAUUUUCGGGGAUGCUGUGGCGAUUCUUCAAAACUGUAACAUAUAUGUAAGAAAACCAAUGAGCAAUCAGAAAAACACUGUCACAGCUCAAGGAAGAAGAGAUCCUAAUGAAAAUACUGGGAUUAUAAUCCAAAAUUCACGUGUGGUCGCAGCAUCGGACUUUAGGGCAGUCCAAAAUUCAUUCAAGAGCUAUCUUGGGAGGCCAUGGAGGCAAUAUUCGAGGACAGUGUUCAUUAAAUGUACCCUAGAUGGCUUUAUCGACCCAGCGGGGUGGUUGCCAUGGAGUGGAAGUUUUGCUUUAAAGACAUUAUACUAUGGAGAGUACAUGAACACAGGGAGUGGUGCAAGAACUAGUGGGAGGGUGAAGUGGCCGGGAUACCACGUUAUAACCCGUGCUGCCGAGGCUGGAAAAUUCUCUGUAGGAAACUUUCUUGCCGGAGAUUCAUGGCUUCCGGCAACUGGUGUGCCCUUCACGUCUGGCCUGUGA